Morus notabilis is the source of this 1538-nucleotide messenger RNA. Its product is annotated as acyl transferase 4. Bases 132 to 1478 code for a protein of 448 amino acids. The record is from RefSeq and is a predicted model, not a curated record. The transcript has 2 exons. NCBI's taxonomy places the organism in Eukaryota, Viridiplantae, Streptophyta, Magnoliopsida, Rosales, Moraceae.
UAUAUCCAUAACAAUACACGUGUUCUAUAUAUACACACUCCUAUAGUCUUGUACACCAAAAAAAAAAAAAAAAAAAGAAAAGAGAAAAAAAAGAAAGAAUCAACAAAAACUUAUCACUAAUAAGCACAGAAAUGGAUUUCUCCGUGGUAAGAUCAAGUCACAGCUUGGUGAAGCCGUGCGAAAAGACGCCAACAACGACGCUGGAACUCUCAGGCAUGGACAAAGUAGCUGUCCUGAGAUGCAAUGCGCGCACGCUUCACGUCUACAAACAAGGCCUGUCUCAUGGAGCAGCAUCUGUAGCCAUAAGAGAAGCAUUGUCGAGGGCAUUGGUCGCCUACUACCCUCUCGCUGGUCGGCUUAAGGAGUCGUGCCAAGGCGAGCUCCAAGUGGAAUGUUCUGGAGAAGGUGUUUGGUUUGUGGAGGCAUCUGCCAACUGUACUCUUGGUGCAGUUGAUUAUCUUGAUGAUGCUUAUGCUUCCCCUAUCUCAUAUCUUGAUCUCCUCCCUAACCAAUUAAUCCCUCCCGAAGAAGCCAAUGACCAGCCACUUAUACAAAUGCAGGUGACUGGAUUUGCAUGCGGUGGAUUCGUGAUUGGUAUGAUAUUUAGUCACACAAUUUGCGAUGGCCUAGGCUCAGCCCAAUUCCUCAACGCCGUGGGAGAGUUUGCCAGAGGCCUUGACAAACUCAGCGUCAUACCCGUCUGGUGUAGAGACUUCUUCAUAUCAUCACAAUAUUCACAACCAAAUCACCCAAUUACUCAUCUUCUACCACCACCAAUACCAAACUACCGCCUUGAACAGGCAAACGUGGACAUUUCCAUGGAUCAGAUCGACAAGCUCAAGCAUGAGUUCCAACACUCAACGGGACGGAGAUGCUCCACCUUCGAAAUCGUAGCGGCCGCUUUCUGGAGGUGCCGAACACGGGCAAUACUAACAACUAGUAGUGCUGAUACAGCGGGUGGUCAAUUGGUUAAGUUUGUGUUCUUUGCCAACUGUCGUCAGCUGCUGAAUCCUCCCCUGCCGAAAGGUUUUUAUGGAAACUGUUUCUUUCCCGUAACAAUAACGGCUCCGAAGGAGUCGGUGGCGACGGCGUCAGUUGUGGAGGUGGUGAAGCUUAUACAAGAAGCCAAGGCGGAGCUUCCCAAGGAAUUUGACAAGUACAGGAAUAGUAGGAUCAAGGGUGAUCUUGAGGGCCAAUUAGGAGAUCAUGAUCAUGAUCAGGAGGAUCCGUUUUUCCCACCAAUGUCGUAUGACACAUUGUUUGUGUCGGAGUGGGGCCGACUGGGGUUCAAUGAUGUGGACUUCGGGUGGGGCCCACCGGUGAACAUAGUGCCAAUACAAGGGUCGCCCAUCAUACCGGCUGCGAUUGUGGGAUGGCAACCUGCGCCUAACAAAGGCAUCCGCUUGAUGACUUGGUGUGUAGAGGAGGCCCAUCGCCAACCCUUCCUUGCUCUCAUCACGCAACGUCUUUUUCUUUGAACUCUUAUAAUCUACUCUCUCUUUUUUUCUUUUUUUUUUUUUUUAUUUAUAAAAGUAUUA